This is a messenger RNA of Aspergillus melleus, 1092 nucleotides long. RefSeq names its product class I SAM-dependent methyltransferase. The transcript is spliced from 2 exons. NCBI's taxonomy places the organism in Eukaryota, Fungi, Ascomycota, Eurotiomycetes, Eurotiales, Aspergillaceae. The record is from RefSeq and is a predicted model, not a curated record. Bases 1 to 1092 code for a protein of 363 amino acids.
AUGGUGACUAAUUACAUUGAAGAGGUCUUCAUAUCUUACCCGUCUCAAAACAGCGCCACUGGCUACCACGCUUCAGCCCAGACGGAGAGGAUCUCGUCCACGACCUGGAAGUCAGAUGUGACAAUCACUGCUGAAGACAGCAAACAGGAAAUUUUUAUUAAGGGUCUAGAUUUAGUUCAACUUCCUCCGAGCGACAGUGACUCGUCGGAGGUCGACUCGUUCUACGUGGUGAAAUGGAAACCAGAUAUUCACUUUGUUACAUCAGCGGAUGCUCUAUGGGAGUCCGCUCCUGUCGAGAUAGAUCAGAGAGUCCCAAGUCAUGAUGAUCACGAGGGAUUCCAAAUCGCCUCGGCAGUAUUCUUGCUUGAUACAAAGGAUUAUUCUCAAAGAGAAGAACUCCCAUCUCUCCCACCCCAUCAUCAAGCCUUCAUAAGAUGGAUGCAACAUCAGUGUGGGUCAAUCACAGAAUCAUCAGUCCCGUUCAUUGACACAGCUGUGGUGGAGGCAAUUCGGGAGAGUCCAGACCGACGCAGGGGUUUGUUUGACCGAGUAGCCAGCCAAAGCGCGCGAGGGGAGCUCUUGGUGCGAGUUGGUACCCGUAUGGUUUCUAUCCUUGAACAAAAGGUCGACUGCCUGGAGGUGAUGUUUGGCCAGGACGACCUCAUGGAUCGAACGUACGAGGAAGGGCUUCCUGGGCAGAUCGCUUCUGCGGUCGCUGGCUACGUGCAUUGCCUCGCCCAUAGUCGCACGGAUCUCGAAGUCCUCGAGGUCGGCGCCGGUACUGGUAGUGCGACGAAGGUUAUUUUAGACAGCUUAAAGCCUAUGGCUCGACUUGAUGGAGGACGUCUUGUUUCAUCUGUUUCUACCUAUCAUUUUACUGAUAUAUCAGGGGCGUUUUUCGAGAAUGCGACGCAGCGAUUCCCUGACUGGACGGACAUUUUGCGCCCGGAGGUCCUGAACAUUGAGAAAGAUCCAGUCGAACAAGGGUUUGAGCUGGGGUCUUAUGAUUUGGUUAUCGCGACACAUGUUCUUCACGCAACGGCGGAUCUCAGUAUUUGCUUAAAUAAUGUAGAGAAACUGCUCAAAGAGUAA